CCAAUCUUCGACCAUCUCUUCCCCUGAUCUGAACCCCUUCAUCUUCGAUCUCGCAUUGCAGGCUCUCCUCUUUUGUGUGGCCCGGCCCAUUUCGUCGACCAGGCUCCCCCACAGAUCAGCCCGGGAAACGUGCCCUCUAUGUCAUCCAAUUGAAAGCGCCCCGCAUCACUCCAGACUCUGCCAGGGCUCCCAAGGCCGGCCGACGUCCACCAUCGUGUCUCUCCCCCACGAACUGGCUAUUUUACCAGCCAACCGCGGCCUCGGUUGGCUUCGCCUUCGAUUCCUUUGACUGUAAAGUACCGCCUUCGCCCCCCUUGGGUGGUCAGACAACCCCCCCCCAGCUGCCUCGACGGUCCGUUUCCGACACUCUCCAGAAAGCGCAAGGGAAAAAAACUUGGAGAAAUCGUCCUUCGAGGUGCCUGGCUCUCGCUGAUCUCUCCAAAUUCCCAAUUGACACCCGCACUAAUCCUCUGGGCCCCCGGCUUUUCUUGCGCGAGGUCACUGUUACACUCACCUUGACUCUUUUUUCUUGUUACGUACCUCGUGUUCCUCUCUGCGCCUGAUUCCACUCUUCAGAGCACCGACCGCCAAAUCCAACUCGCACCCUCCAGCGAACCGUCUUGCAGUUCCUAUCGUUGCAACGCACCUCUAGCCGCGCGCUGUUUUCAGAAAAGAGGGAGAUAAUCUGAGUUGAGACAAAGCCGCCUUGUUCAGCGGCUACGUCUCUUUGAAACACACUCUUCCGCCCUGCGCCUACGGGUCAAGGGUCAAGAUGAGCAGCCAUCCGCGCCGGAGUGCCCGACUAUCACCGCAUUUACAACAAGAGCAAUUCCAGCAAAGGAGCAGUGGUCGUUCUCCCUCGACCUUUACGAACAGCUUUUCGCAGCCCUCGAGCGCCUCAACGAGUUCUCACCCGAGCCCCGUCAGUGACACUCUACAACCUCCCCCGCCGCCACCCACUCCUCAACAGCCGCAGCAUCGCAUUCAGAUACAAUCGCACUUCAUGCCUCACCAACAGCAAGGACACUCGCAUAUUCACGCCCCGUUGCCUUCGCCUUCGGCUGCGCACAUGGGUCCAUUCUUCGGCGGGCACUACUCUCAGCCUAACACAUAUGCCUCCCAGCAAGUGCAUCCUGGUUAUCAAGGGCAACAGCCGUUUGGCGACCAACAACCCCAGGCGCGUCAACAAGAGCAACAGCACCAUCUACAUCCGCACACGAACUCGAUGUCCAAGGAGCACCCUGCAUACCCGCAGACAAUGGGCCCUGGGCAGUUGCCGCCUGAUUUUCUGGCGGAGGCAGCAAAACGUGCACAGAUGGCUUGUUUAAUGCGAGACUUGGGCGAUGUGUCACUUUAGAAGGGGCAUUUCUACAGCGUCCUGCCACCGUCCAUGCACUUUCCUCCCGCGACUCAUUUUGUUUUAUCAGAUACGACUUCUCGCCACCAGAUGGCUGCUCGGGUGAAAAUGGGUUUACCGAGGACACUUUGACUUUGGCAUGUGAUUGACCACAACAACACGAUGUUCAGCACCCACUCUAACCAUGCCACACAAAAGAACCUUUGUUCGGGAGACCACCUGGAAUGCAUCACUAUGCAGCCGAUGCUGCAACCGGCAACCACCCCGUCUAAUAUUGUCACCUUCCCGAUACAAUGCGGAAUAAGGACACUGAAUUUCCCUUCCAGCUUCCGAUGCAACGCACGCAACGAACUUGAUCUUGUUACGUCAGUAUCUCCACAUUUACGACACUGCCAUCUUACAAGCCACCUAUUGACUCUGUUCGUUUCUCAACUCUCGCGAUCAACUCUUAUCUACACGAUCGGAAUCGUUUUGUCUUCUCUUCUCUGGAGUUGUUGUUGUUCUCUUGGGCUGAUACCCCCAGAACGUUUGUCGCCAAUUUCUCGACGCAAUCGCAUGCGCCCACCGAGGGCAUAAUGGAUAAUCCACGGUCCGUUUGUGGGGACGGCUUCGUGUAUGCUUCUUGACAAUCAUAUCGAGGGACCAACCCUCUAUCGGGGUCAAAGUAAAAAAGGCAUAGAGGAGAUACUUGUGGGCUCAGUGCUCUCUCUUACCUUGUGAAAGAUUUUUGUUGUUGCUUUCCUGCUUUUAUUUGUUAGAUGAGCGAAGUGAAGAAAUGCAUUUGAUGCGGUGAAUUGGAGUUGACGAAGCAUCAAUGAACACCUGCUGGAGUACGUCCAAAUUUUUGUCUUUGGGAAGUUUUUUUGGUACACUCGGAGGUCUAAGAUCUAUGGGCUAUGGUGGGUAAGCCAGGGGCACAAACGGGGGGAGGGUGUUCAUGAUCUUGGAAAGUAUAGAUUCCCUUUCAAAGUCAACCCUAUGCCAGGUGAGACUACUCUGCGCUUCUUGGGUCCUCGUUCAGACGAGAUCAGAAAUGGCGGAAAGAAGGCGGGAUGGUUGAGGGCGGGUUUGGGAAUGGGAAUGGAAAUUGGAUUGAGAAUGAAAAACGACUUUCCCCUUU
This is a messenger RNA of Cladophialophora immunda, 2477 nucleotides long. RefSeq lists its product as uncharacterized. The transcript has a single exon. The record is from RefSeq and is a predicted model, not a curated record. The coding region runs from base 773 to 1357 and encodes 194 amino acids. Lineage: Eukaryota; Fungi; Ascomycota; Eurotiomycetes; Chaetothyriales; Herpotrichiellaceae.